Populus euphratica (Euphrates poplar) is the source of this 2213-nucleotide messenger RNA. Its product is annotated as cucumisin-like. Gene Ontology annotation, biological process: proteolysis. The transcript is spliced from 9 exons. Bases 1 to 2133 code for a protein of 710 amino acids. Gene Ontology annotation, molecular function: serine-type endopeptidase activity. Lineage: Eukaryota; Viridiplantae; Streptophyta; Magnoliopsida; Malpighiales; Salicaceae. The record is from RefSeq and is a predicted model, not a curated record.
AUGUUUAUAAAGCAGGAAUACAUAGUGUAUAUGGGGUCACUUCCAGAGGGUGAAUACUCGCCAUCAUCUCACCACCUCAGUUUGCUUCAAGAAGUUGUUAAGGACAGCUCUUCUGAAAAUGUCCUUGUUAGAAGUUACAAAAGGAGUUUCAAUGGAUUUUCUGCAAAGCUCACAAGUGAGGAGGCACAAAAGCUAGCAAGUAAGAAGGAAGUGGUCUCUAUUUUUCCGAGUACAACUCUCCAACUUCAAACAACAAGAUCUUGGGACUUUAUGGGUUUCAAUGUGACUGCAAGUGGAAAACGAGGCACUCAUAGUGAUCUUAUUGUUGGUGUCAUUGAUACUGGAAUUUGGCCAGAAUCAGAGAGUUUUAAUGAUGAUGGUUUCGGCCCUCCUCCCAGGAAGUGGAGGGGUGUCUGCGAAGGCGGCGAAAACUUCACUUGCAACAACAAAAUCAUUGGAGCUAGACAUUAUUCAUUUUCGUCUGCAAGGGAUGAUCUAGGCCAUGGAUCACAUACCGCCUCUACAGCAGCUGGGAACAUAGUAAAGAAAGCUAGCUUUUAUGGACUGGCACAAGGUACUGCCAGAGGAGGGGUACCCUCAGCGAGAAUUUCUGCAUAUAAAGUAUGUGGUCCAGGUUCAUGCCAAUCAAGCGAUAUCCUUUCCGCAUUUGAUGAUGCAAUUGCUGAUGGAGUUGAUAUUAUAACAAUCUCGAUUGGAGCAAACCAAGCACAAGAAUUUGAUACUGAUGUCAUUGCAAUCGGUGGUUUUCAUUCAAUGGCGAAAGGAAUUCUUACUUUACAAUCUGCAGGAAAUAAUGGUCCUGUAUUAGGAUCAGUGGCAAGUGUGGCACCAUGGAUAUUCACUGUUGCUGCAAGCAGCACGGAUCGUCGGAUCAUAGACAAAGUUAUUCUUGGGAAUGGAAAGACAUUAGUCGGGAAUUCUGUUAAUUCUUUCAGUCUAAAAGGAAAAAAGUUUCCUCUGGUGUACGGUAAGGUUGCAUCAAGAGAAUGCAAGCAUCUUGAAGCAAGCCUUUGCUAUAGCGGCUGUUUAGACAGAGCUUUAGUUAAGGGAAAGAUUGUAGUGUGUGAUGAUGUGAAUGGAAGAACUGAGGCUAAAAGAGCUGGAGCUCUUGGCGCGAUCCUUCCAAUUAGUUUUGAGGAUAUUUCCUUUAUCUUACCUUUGCCUGGAUUGAGUUUAACAGAAGACAAACUUAAUGCUGUCAAGUCAUAUCUGAAUUCCACGAAGAAACCUUCAGCAAACAUAUUAAAAAGUGAAGCCAUUAAGGAUAAUGCUGCACCUGAAGUUGCUUCUUUCUCUUCUCGUGGUCCAAAUCCCAUCAUAUCAGAUAUUUUGAAGCCAGAUGCCAGUGCCCCAGGUGCAGAUAUCUUGGCUGCAUUCCCACCUGUUCUUUCACCCACAGACGACACUGCAGACAAGAGGCAUGUUAAGUACAGUGUGAUGUCUGGAACCUCCAUGGCUUGCCCUCAUGCUGCCGGUGUAGCGGCUUAUGUUAAAGCAGCUCACCCUGAUUGGUCUGCUUCAGCUAUUAAAUCUGCUAUUAUGACUACUGCUUGGCCCAUGAAUGUUACUGAAAGAUCAGAUGGAGAAUUUGCUUUCGGAUCUGGGCAUAUAAAUCCAGCAACAGCCAUUCACCCUGGACUUGUUUAUGAAACACAGAAGAGUGACUACAUACAACUGUUCUGUGGCCUGGGAUAUACUGCAGAGAAAAUCCGGCAAAUCUCAGGAGACAACAGCAGCUGUAGUAAGGCCGCUAGAAACACCCUGCCAAGGGAUUUGAAUUACCCUUCAAUGGCAGCUAAAGUUGCAGUGGAGGAGUCCUUCAGAAUUAAAUUUCAUAGAACAGUUACAAAUGUUGGCAGGGCAAACUCAACCUACAAGGCAAAAAUCUUCUCACGCUCAUCACUCAAGAUCAAAGUUGUGCCUGAAGCUCUCUCCUUCAAGUCCUUGAAAGAGAAGAAGUCGUUCGCUGUAACUAUUGUUGGUCGAGAUUUGACACAUAACUCAAUUCUGUCUGCAUCGUUGGUGUGGUCUGAUGGUUCUCACAGCGUGAGGAAUCCAAUUGUUGUUUACGGAGGGGAAGAUGAAUUUACAACUCCAUCAGCUUAUAAUUAGCAUGCUUGCCGUAUCCAAUUCCAGUGUACUCUUGAAAUAAUGUAGACUUCGAAUUUGCACCAAUUAUGAUAUGUUCAAUU